CGCUGUCGUCGGUCGCUGCACCGUCAUGGAUAACCAGCCCAUCAUGUCGUCGGCGUCUGAAAGUGUGGACUCGCCGUACGGGGCCGAAGCUGCGCAAGGCAAUGAAGAGAUGUCACCCGUGGACGCCAACACGUACGCCACCAGGAAGACGUUGGCUCAGGGUUGCCUCGACGUCGCCCUGCUCACAAUGAACGCGGCGCAGCUGAAGCACACGUUGGAGCGGGGCACUCGACACCCCUUUUACACCCUCGUCAUAUCGCUUGCCAGCGUCUCCAUCGCAUUGCAGGCUGUCGUUGCGGUUCCUGCUGAUCUUGCUCGGAUGUCUGGACCUCGGCAAACCGCGCCACCGGGGCCCUGCGGUCGUGCUCAACAACGUGGCGACGGUGUUCGUCGUGUCAGUGACGAUGGUCAACGUCCUCGGCGCCGCGUUCGAUCUGACCCACAGCGACUACGAAUCUCGGAUACCGAUGGCCCUUCCCGGAACCGAGUCGGUCCGCGAGCUCACGACGCAGGGCGUUUGAGAUGGCCGCCCAUUCGCCUAUUCGAAAAAGUGUAAAGGGUGAAUUUUUUUACAAUGCUGCCAGUCCCAUUUCGACACCACAAUGGAUGGGCAUAAUAUUACAAACUAAUGUUUGAUGUAGACAUGUACAGCAAUAACAAAAAAAAAUCUAAAGCACGAACGACAAUUGUAAUCGAUUACAGUUACAAAACAAAAUGGUAAGCAUAAUCAAGUUUGUCAAUAUGCUAGUAGUACAAGCAGAUUUGAUGAGUAUGUUGACUAUAAUAAUGUUAUUGAAAAGGCACAAGUCACAAAAAUAGUACAGUUCUUGUUACAUUGAGUAUACGUACUACAAUGUUGCAAAAAAGAAAAAAAAAACAAAGUAAGUGUUAGCUAUAGUUCAGAAAGUGAAAGUUAUAAUUAUACAUAAAUUAAAACUUUUUUCUAUCUAUUUAAUUUGUCUUCCACUAACUUAACAAAUUCAGACAGCGCUACUGUGUUAGUCGUAGGUGCAUCUAGGUUAUUCCAUUCAUCAACCACAUGGGGGACAAAUGAAUACAGAAAAGCAUCGUUAUUGCUAAAGUACCCUUUUAGUUUAUCAACAGAGAUGCUUUUAAAGUUUCGUAGUCAAAGGGAUGGAGGUCGCACUGAGACUAUGCUGAUGUUGUCACAACAGGUAGUCGACAUUUGCAACAAGUAAACGUAUUUAGCCACAUAUAACCUAGACUAGCCAACAUUAGUUAAAGCUAGCACGUACUGCGGGCCCAUACAGUACCACUGAAUAGAGACUACCACUCUCCCGUGUUGGUCCUUCCUUAUUGGUCAAUUCUGUCUGUCAGUGAACGAAGCGAUUACCCAUGGCACUACGGUACUACGAGCAAUUUUCAUUGGCUUCUUGGAAAUGCGUAAGGGCUCUUCAAAUGAGCCGCGCAAAGCGUGACGACACGGAGCAAACGGAAUAGCAUUCAGUAUUCCUUAGUAUAGUAUAGGCCCCCUGGUAGCAAUGCGAGACUUAGCAAGGUGCUGUGCUAGUAUGCGCUGCCUCCGGGAUCGGCCCACAUUUUGUGUUAGAAAUGAGGCAACAUACCACGUUAUAGCAUGCCGGUGUAAAGAAUCCACGAGAAGAGGCCAAAUAAAAAAUUGUCAACAA
Rhipicephalus sanguineus (brown dog tick) is the source of this 1649-nucleotide messenger RNA. RefSeq lists its product as uncharacterized. The record is from RefSeq and is a predicted model, not a curated record. NCBI's taxonomy places the organism in Eukaryota, Metazoa, Arthropoda, Arachnida, Ixodida, Ixodidae. Gene Ontology annotation, biological process: tissue regeneration; cell adhesion. The transcript has 3 exons. Gene Ontology annotation, cellular component: membrane. The coding region runs from base 26 to 556 and encodes 176 amino acids.